AUGGCAUCACAAUUUCUAUUGAAGCAAGCGAAAACCAGUGCUUCCAAACAGGGUGCUGUGGCGGGUCCGUCGUCGUUCAAAAACCCAUCAACAACAUACAUGAAAGAAAAAAAUCUUUCCGUUUACGACAAAUGGUUAAAAAAUGGCAAGGGAAAGCAGCAGAUUAAAAAGAAAACGAAACUAAGAAAAAAACGAGAACUAGCUUGGAAGAAAGAAUGGACACAGCCUAGUUCUUCUCACCCUUAUGCUUUUACUGGUGCAAGUGCUUUUGCAGACCGAACACAUCAGAAAUUUACAAAAGACAAGAAAUGGGGAACUCAGAAUUGGUCCAAAACUCGAGUAAAACAAGAGCAGAAAGAGUGGUUACAGAAUCAAGAUACGUAUCAAGUCCACCGUCCUGCGCGAAAACGAUACCCUCGCCGUCCUUUUGGACCCGUCUACGGUUUGGAUGAUCAAUGGCAGAUGGACUUAUCUGAUAUGCAACGAUCUGAUGUCGUUAAAGAAAAUGACAAGUAUCGAUUUAUUCUCUUUGCGAUUGAUGUCUUGUCACGAAAAGCAUGGGCUAUACCACUGAAAAACAAAUCAGGUCCUGAAACUGCACGUGGAAUCAAAGAACUGUUUCAACAUAUCAUCGAUAAUGAGGCUGAACAUGAUAUUCCUCGAGUUAUUUAUGUGGACAAAGGUUCUGAAUUCUACAAUCAAGAUGUCAAAAGAUUACUCAAGGAAUAUCCUAUUCCUCCAGAAUUGCACUCGGGAGAAUCUUCGACAAAAGCAGCUAUAGUGGAACGACUUCAAAGAACCAUCAAAGGGCAAAUAUGGAGAUAUUUUCGUACUCGUGGAUCUUAUCGAUGGGUGGAUGUUUUAUCUUCAAUCAUGGAUGCAUACAAUGCACGAAACCAUCGGACGAUCAAACGAGCUCCGAAUGAAGUCACUAAAAACAAUGAAGAAGAAGUGUGGAAAACUCUUUAUGGAAAUAUGGCAGAAUUUCGAGAUCGAUUCGAUCAAGCUCCCCUUCAGAUGAAAGAAAAAUUCUAUGAUUUUAAAGUAGGAGAUAUUGUUCGUACCAGAUAUAUUACUCAGACAUUUGAUAAACGUUAUAUUCCCUUAUGGAGUGAAGAAUGGUUUCGAAUUCGUGCUCGUGAAAUUGGUCCACCACCUUAUUACAGGCUUAAAGAAUAUCGUGAAAAUGGUGAAGAUAUCGUUGGAACAUUUUAUGCUCCUGAAUUACAACUUGUCAAUCCAGAAGAAAUGCCUCGUUUUCUUGUUCAAGAAAUUCAGAAACGUCGAACCGAUCCUAAUAAUAAACGUAAAAGACAAGUAUUUGUCAAGUAUAAAGGUUGGCCUGAUAGUUACAAUGAAUGGAUUGAUGCUCGAGAUGUCAGCGACUUAACACCUCCGCCACCGAAACAAAAGAGAAAAUCGUAA
Exaiptasia diaphana is the source of this 1425-nucleotide messenger RNA. RefSeq lists its product as uncharacterized. Lineage: Eukaryota; Metazoa; Cnidaria; Anthozoa; Actiniaria; Aiptasiidae. The record is from RefSeq and is a predicted model, not a curated record. Bases 1 to 1425 code for a protein of 474 amino acids. Gene Ontology annotation, molecular function: nucleic acid binding. Gene Ontology annotation, biological process: DNA integration. The transcript has a single exon.